Molecule: messenger RNA, 393 nt
Organism: Cooperia oncophora
Lineage: Eukaryota; Metazoa; Nematoda; Chromadorea; Rhabditida; Trichostrongylidae
Source: the annotation of a GenBank genome assembly
AUGGAAGCCAUCUGUGACAUGAAAAAGGCUGAGAGCCUCAAAUAUGAGAUGGAAACGGCGCGACCACCGCCUUCUCAGGAUAAGUCAUCCGAGAACACGGACCCUCAUCCAAUUCAACCAAGAAUCGCAAGAUCUGUGCUUUACAUAGACGCCACACAGGAAAUCGACACAGGGAAUGAUCAAAUGGUUUCGCCUAAUCCUCUGAAGGGGAGGAAAUCCCACAUGAGAGGACCAUCACAAGACGGAUUCAUAAAAACUCCUGCAGCGCGAACACCAGCAACGGCCGUUGAGCCUGAACAUCUACCUCGUGCUCCAAAGGGACAUCAUGUAGAGGAACUGCAAGAGAUGGAAGACAUUUUGAAUGAAAUGACAAUGCCACAAACACUUCGAUGA